UCACCCAGUUCAAGCUCUGAUCCACUGCAGUUUUAUGACUCGGGUGUUGUUGCACAGGUUUCACGAAGCUUCUGAGCGAUACUACCUUCUGUGGCUUGGCUCUCUUCAAAAAGACAUGUGCAAGCACGUGGCCAGUCCUGCGUGAAUUCUCAAAGGAAAUGGGAUAAUCGUGAGCAGUGUCAAAUUGUGGUUUAAAGGACUGCGCAUACAAGCGGUUGUUUUGCCAGUGGACACGGCGGAUUCUUUUAAUGCUGAAGAAGAGUACACUGCACCGCCCCUCCGGGACAUUUACGACCCGUGUAAUGGUCCUUGAUCAAACAGCGUCUAUCCUCGGCAUUUACAUCAACCACCGUUGCACCACAACCACAGGGGGAAGGAGUCGAGCGAUCGCCCCGCUUGCCCACCGACACCUCACAUGCCUGUUCGGUUUGAUUCCGUGCACAGUAAAGGCGACAUUUCCACCUUCAGGCUAUAUCUUAUCUUGUUCCAAAUUAGACCAUAUUAGGGUAACAUAGAUCGUUAAUGAUCUACGAUCAUUUAAACAGAAUCAGCUUGAGUAGGGCCCAAAGUCCGAGGGCUCAACUUUAGGCUGCGUUGGAAAGUUAUACGCGGGUAGGUCCGUUGCCUAGUGGGCCAGAGUAAAGCGAUCAAGAAGUCUGGGGUACCAUGAAAUACAUGAAAAAUGCAUAGUACAUGCAUCAAGCACACGGUAUCAAUGUCCCCAUGAAUGAAUUAUCUGUUAAUAGUUUGCUGGGAGCUAGCCUGAUCGAGUCUUAAGCUUCACCCUCGUUACAUUUGAGGGGUUAGUGAGCAGCAAAUAACCCUGCUUUUUCAGCUUUCGAUUGCUUUUGUGCUUUCAUGAACAAUCCCAACAAAUCUGGAAGAUCUCUUCGGCAAGGCUUUUCUUCAGAAAUUAACUUUGGAUUGUGAUCUUUUAACGGGCAUUUCUGAUGUCUUUGUAUGAAGUACUCUGCACUCUUUAAUUUUAAGCAUGCUCCGAUGAGAAAGGGAAGCAAUUUCGACCACAGUGUCGUCUCGAAAAGGCAUAUUUUACGGACGUUUGUUGCCUAUAAAUGGCCUACACCUGGCCUCUUUCGGUGGAUCAUCAAAUCAGUCAAACUGAUUUCGCAUUUAUUAGAUCUAAAUUGUGCAAAAUCAUCUUUCUCGCUGGACCAAGAAUGAGUGUUAUUCGUUUGCUGCUUCCCCACCAUUUUACUAGUUUAAUUAGACGCAUUUAUCCGAAUUGCAAAUACUUAAAAGAGAAUAUCAGUUUUGUCUUUUCAUUUGGAACUUGAAAGAAGGGUGUAAUAGAGCUGCAAUUAAGCAGUAUACAAGGCCCCUUAUAGGUGUCGUAAAGCACGUGUAAUCCAAAAAAAAGUUGUCCUAAAUUUUCAAAUAUGGCGACGGGAGUCGUAGUUGAGAUUUUGGAGUGUUUUUUUUUUUCAAAGAUAAUUAUUGCGUUAAAAAAUUCAAGUUGGAACUCUGCUUUGACUUUUCUCAAUACUUUCUUCGGUACAUGAAUAUACAAAAUGAAAAACGUCUCCAUCACUGUAGGAUAGCCUGGAGAAUCUGUGUACCCUUCCUUCCGCAACCAUUGUCAACGUACCACACUUGUGACUAUAUUAGUACACAGCUAGUGCGUGGUCCAUACUCAGUGAGCCAAUGAGGUGCCGAGCUUGACAAAACUGGUGCCAAAGUUCCUCGGUCACUUACUCGCUGUACAUAAUUACGGCCGCAGUUGGUAACCCUCACAACCGGCGCAUGUGUUUAGUGGAGCUGCUCGUUUUCGGAUACCAGCCAGGACGGAUGGCGUAAUCUCUUUGGCACAUCCAUCCGCGUUUUGGAUGUUGGUGGCGUUUAGGCCAUGGACGGUGCAUCACCGUGGACUUCACGGCCGGUGACUUGCCUGUAUAAAUUACGUGUCAGCGGUGCGCGUCGUGUACUCGGUGUACACACACUUGUAGCGUAAACUUUUCGAGUCCUCCACGGGGCAAGCAGUCUCCACGCAAGCCUGAGUACUAACCGGGCUGGACCAUCGGUUUCCACGAGCAAGGCUACCUUGUCAGCGUUACGCAACCAAAGGUGGGCUUUUGCGACCCGACGAGCCUGACCAGAUAUGAGUGGACUGUCUCUCUGAAAACCCCACUGUCCGUCCGUUUCAAGUCCAGUUGACGUCCAGCCAUCUAGCUAUCGCCGGUUAUCGCUCUAUCAGUCAUCCAACCAAUUCAUGUGUUCAUUUUCCUCGAGGCUAAUCUUGCACUGCCCAGUUCUCCCCAGUUGCCAGCCCCAACCGAUUUGAUUCUACGAAGGUGCUUCGCUAGCCUUAUGGAUGUUCAUGGAACAAAGUGACCCCGCCUGGCCCCACCCAGGAGCACUGAAUAGGUCUCCGUACGCCGACACCCAGCAGCGACAGCUCCAGCGGUUAGCCGCCUCGGAGAGAGCCGACAGCGCCAGCGAGACCUCCGGGAGUGAGUCCCGCGGCUCCAGCGAGGAAGAGGCCGAUCGCAGCCCCGGUUCGUCUGUCUCCUCCAGAGUCGAUCGCCGCUCGGUCGGUAGCGCCUGCACCUCCCACCACACCCCUUCGCCGCCUGCUACCGCAGCCUCCUCUCCGCCCCAGCACCUUGUCUCCCCUCACCUCCUGAGCGGCGGCGUCGCCUCCAGUAAUAACGCUGAGUUGUACCGAGGCGCCUCCGCCUGCCUGGCCGAGCCCUCCCAGCUCCUGCAGAGCGAAGACGUGGAGGUGUUCUUCAAUCACCUGGACCGACAACCCUCUCCGAACUCUCGCCAGCACCAGUCUCACCACCAGUGCCUCCCAAGCGAAGGUGGCCUUCCAGAAGCUCCCCAGCAACCCAGUCUGAACCCUCACCCCCACCAGGACCAGUUCAACCCUUCCAUGAUGUACCAGUCGCCAAUGACAAACCUUCCCAGCGUAAGCGCUGGGGGCAUCCAGCAUUCUUACGACAACUCCUUCCUGCAUUCGGCCGGUAGUCCUGUCUACGUGCCAACCACGCGCCCGGCUGUGCUAUCGAUGCCCCACGCCCACUCUCAGUACCUGCAGGCCGCCGCUCCUACUGGUUCCCCUCAGCAGGCCAUGCAAGGCAAUACCCACCCAGCUGCCGCGGCCGUCUGGAGCCAGCAAUCGGAGGCUGGGUACACCGCCACCACCACCUCUCACCCGUCCGUGGGUCAGCGGUUCGCCUUCCCGCCAAGUCCGCCGAUUACCUCUACUGGGAGUCCCCUGACUGCCCGACAUGCCUCCACGGCACACAACGGCCUGGGAGCGUACUACGUCAGCCCAGAGAUCGCCUCCUGGUCAGCCCCCUUCGACAGUUCUGUAGCACUCCAUCCAAACAUGAUCACAAGACGCCCAAGUCCAGAGAAUGACAUGUGGACGCAGGACUUCGGAAUCGGGAGGGAGUGCGUCAACUGUGGGGCUAUCUCCACCCCUCUAUGGCGGCGGGACGGGACUGGCCACUACCUCUGCAAUGCCUGUGGGCUGUACCACAAAAUGAACGGGAUGAGCCGGCCGCUCAUCAAGCCCCAGCGACGCCUGGACGAGUUGGGCGAUCUUUGCGACGAGAAGGGGCCAGAGUUGGGCAUGGAAAGCCUGGAGCCGUCCAUCCUGCGCUAUAAGGACCGGCGCUGGAAACCGCAAUCCGGUUCGCGUCGCGAAGGGAUCGUCUGUGCCAACUGCCACACCAACACUACAACCCUUUGGCGGAGGAAUAAAGACGGUGAACCGGUCUGCAACGCAUGCGGUCUGUACUACAAACUGCACGGCGUAAACCGCCCUCUGGCGAUGAAGAAGGACGGCAUCCAGACGCGCAAGCGCAAACCCAAGGGCUCAUCCAAGCAACAGCAGCAGCAGGUGAACGGCCAGCAGCAGUCGGCGACGCCCAAAUCGCCCAAGGACCCGCACAACGCGCAAAUCGGCACGGCGCUGCCACCAACGUCUAUGCACAGCCCAUCAAUUAAGAUGGAGCCCCAUUUCAACUAUGGCAUGCAUCCCUCCUUGCCCGGUCACAUGUCCCUCUCGGGGCUGGCCAACUCGCCCCGUCUCCAGACUUCCCAUACCCCGCACCACCUCGACCCGGCCGGCACACCGGUCAGCGGCAACAAUGGCAGCGGCGGCCACGCGGGCCGAUUGCUGUCCAACGGGAGCUCGGCCGGCCACAGCCCGCUGAACCUGGUCAGCCCCGGCGGCGCUGGUGGCUCGGAGCACGCGGCCAGCAUUCAGACUACUACCAAUGUGGUAGCUCAGGCGGCGGCCCACACGCUUUUCGCUCCCGGCGUGAACCCGUCGCCUCCCACUGCGGUGGCGGUGUCGUUAGACAGCGGUAGCAUCACCUCGGCUGUGUCCUCAGAGUAGCAAAUAAAAGGGAAAAAACAACAACAACAACAACAACAACAACAACGAAUCGACGACCUUUUAAAAACGGCUGCCUUUGUUUUCUUGAUUUAGCUUUGCAGCAGGAAUUCCUUCUUAUGAUCUUGCGAUUGUGUGAUCACAAAUUGCCAACGACAGUCGCUCCCAAAUUAAUUGCAUCUCAACAGUUUAAUAAAGCGAAAGUCGUAUACCUCAGUCGGUUUUCAGUAGUUCUGAAAGUAUAAACCAGUCGAAAAUAACUUUAAAACACGAACAAAAGUCAGUUCUUAAAUUUAUGGUCUUUGUUUCCCACCCAGUCCAUGUACAUUUAUCUAAGCUGCACAUUUAAUGCCAAAAAUACACCAAUGUACCACUUACUAUCAUAUUUAAAUAAAGUUGAUAUACGUGUACCUGUAUAUGUAUUUUUCUUGAUGCAUCUUUGAAGGACUGUUGGGACAGUUUUGUGGAAAUGAUAAUGUUGUUCUAAGUGGGAAUGUUUUUAACAGAAGUUGGCAGCUGAAUGGAGGAGAUUCGAUGAUUAUUUUAGGUCAAAAAAGUUAUAUAAAUAAUAUAUAAUGAAAGUAAUCGUAGUAAGUACUAAUUUAACACCCUCCUGCAAAGCCAAGUGCCUUGAGUAUGGUCGAGUGAUGGCGCCCUACCAUACAGCUGGAUAGGCAAAAAGUUUUUGCCAUUGUACAGUUUGCGCAGCAGAACACUACCAAAGAACAAGUACUGUAAAGAAUAAAUGAUUGCUUAGUCUUGAAAGAGUCGAGGGAUUAAUUAACAGACCAAAGACCAAAGAGGCCGCAAAGCAUGUGGUUGUAAAUAUUCGUUGUACAUCGUUAAUCCUGUUUUCUUAUCUCUCUUUUUACACAUCUCGGCAUGAUGACACGUGAUGUCGGUCCUUGUGGAACGAAGAACAAUAUAACUGGUGAAAUGUUCAGAAUUUUUCAUUUUUAACUUUUCUCUGUUCACCUUUUUACCGUUUAUCUUAACCUUCCUGUUUUUAAUCACUGCCGACUUACACAGUUAUAAAAAUCAAUGAGAAUAUUACAAGUCGUUAUCUUAACUCUUUUUUUCCCGUAAACUUUAAUUCCGUCGGCACUAUCGGAGAAGCAACAUUUCCCUCUGUAAACAGUUUAUCUGUAUAACGUAGGCCUAUACAGUUGGCUUAAAACAAUAGCAAUAUAAAUUUUAUUGUAAAAUAAAGAUAAAUGAUGCCUUCGUUUUAACUAUUAUUUUUCUCAUUUAACUUUGAAUGUACAGGGCAGGCAAUCGGUUUUGUAGUUUAAACUUCAUUGAAAAAGAACCGUUUUUGCUUGGACCCUUUUUUCUUGCAAGUGACGAAUGUACGCUUUUACAUAUAACUUUAACGCACUCAUAAAUAGAACAUUUUGAAUUGCCUUUUUGCCAUUGAAAACUUUCUAAUCAGUACAGCUCACUGCAUCGUAAUUGGUUUUUUUUGUUCUUUAAUUGUGCCGUAGAAAAUGUAAUCACUCUUGCCGAAUUACUACUAGAUCAGAAGAGCAGUCAACACUGACUCUUGUUCUUGCGAGUUUUCGACUGUGCAAUUUUAAAUUAUGGAUCCACGGUAUGUUUAAUGUAACAAUUUUUGUUUCAUUGUGGGCAGUGGACGUUGAUUGAUUUGUCCAGCUUGUGUUCUGACAUUUACCAAUCGGAAGCUAACGUUGCGAGGGCCGAUGGCUGUUUGGUUUGGGGGUUUUUUUGGCCCAGUAAAUAGAUCAAAGGAAAUCGCCUAAAGGCUGUUUGUUGGAUAUUUAUUACCCAACUGAGAUGAAUCUGUUAUUACGUGGGCAAACUCAUUUUACUCAGCAGUAGUAGAUCAUGUUAAUUAUUCAAUCCUUUUUUUUAGCUAUUGCCAUGAUCGUUUUGCCCAACAGUUAAGCGAUUCACCUGCUACCAAGGUUGACCCCAAAGCGUGUUUACAGUACGUAUUUUGAGUACACGCAUUAAUUUCACGCACUCCCCAUUACAACCCCAAUUCUGCUUUGCUUUAUAUUAUUUUGUAUAUAAAAACACUUAAACAAGCAUACGCUUAGUGCUAGCGUUUGAUAAACCUCCUCACCUUUGAACACGUAAUGGGAAAAUGCUGUACUUUAUUGGUCCGGGACAACGAUUGGCAUUAUUUGCAACACCAAGCAGGGGAUCUCUUCGGGUCGCAUGGGUGUCAUUUUACAAUUGUGUGAGGCUUUUAAUUGGAUGACCAAAUCACUUUCGAAUACGUCUUUUGUUGAGCGUUUUGUUCGAAGUGAAAUUUCGGUAAUUUUUGCUUUGUGGUAAUGAUGCAUAUUAAACGAAGGUUCACAAAUUAAUUACUUAUUGAUAUUUGUUAAAAGUAAGUUACGCUCCACUAUCAUGUACUUGUGUAAAAGAAAACCGCAAAAACUCUGUGCCUGACUAUACCUAAUUUUGUUUUCCCUGUACAGAAAGAUAAAUCAGUAAAUAACUCAAGCAGAACAAUUCCACUGAUGAACCUGUACAUAGUUGAUGCCAGUAUGUAUCUGCUCCAAGUCUAGAUAGGGCCUAUGCAAUUUCAAUUUGUAGCGGAGAUCACUUUAAAAUAUGUCACACGGGAUCAAACAUCAAAAACUUCAUUUGAAAACAUGCUAAUGGAUACCUGGGCUUCAGCUGAUUCGGCCAAUGCAUAUUUGGCAUGUAGAAAGUAUAAAUAUGAAUUGUAGGUGUAAUGUAUUUGAUUUUUGUCGGUCGGGAGUACCUUGCGUCACAAAGCGGUACUCAAACCGACGUCUCUGAUGCGGUGCUCUUUAUUACGUUCUCGAAAUUCGGUACAAUCCAUCGUUACGGUAUUUAAUCAUUUUCACCAAUAAAGUAUUGACAACAAUAAAUAUAUGAUGAAUAAUUCA
This is a messenger RNA of Acanthaster planci (crown-of-thorns starfish), 7251 nucleotides long. Its product is annotated as GATA-binding factor 2-like. NCBI's taxonomy places the organism in Eukaryota, Metazoa, Echinodermata, Asteroidea, Valvatida, Acanthasteridae. The record is from RefSeq and is a predicted model, not a curated record. Gene Ontology annotation, biological process: cell fate commitment; positive regulation of transcription by RNA polymerase II; negative regulation of transcription by RNA polymerase II. Gene Ontology annotation, molecular function: RNA polymerase II cis-regulatory region sequence-specific DNA binding; zinc ion binding; DNA-binding transcription factor activity, RNA polymerase II-specific. Gene Ontology annotation, cellular component: nucleus.